AUGCAAAGACUCUUCCCCGUGCUCCUCCUGAUCUUGCUCCUCACUGUGAAUCCGUCGACCGCGACAGCGAGUGUGAUGCUGCCGGAGACGUGCUACAAAACAAAGUGUCUCGGCGUGCACACGUCCGCUUGUCAAGCCGGAUACCAUCGUUUCCAACUCGAAAAAUGCGCAGUCGACGAGGAGAUCGGCACGAGAUGGUUGUGUUGCAAACAAGAGUUCACCGACUUUUGGGACUCGUGCCAGGGACAUUUCUAA
Molecule: messenger RNA, 255 nt
Organism: Caenorhabditis sp. 36 PRJEB53466
Lineage: Eukaryota; Metazoa; Nematoda; Chromadorea; Rhabditida; Rhabditidae
Source: the annotation of a GenBank genome assembly